AAUUAGGGUCCAAAAAUGCUAGAAUUACAAUUCAUUUUAAUUUGUAAUGCUGGCGGCCUGGACAUUACGUCAGACAAGUGUCAAGUAACACAUGUCAUGUCAAAUUGACGUUUGUUGUAAAAACACUACAGCAAAAUGUAGUUUUCCACAAUGAAUAACAAUAAACACGACAAAAAUGUCGAAGAAAUUAAGCACAUAUUCCUCGGCUUGAACAGAGAAUUCGUAAAGUCUGGCCUCAGUACAAAAGAACUCGAAAAUGCUUGCCUGCCCCAAUGUUCAAAACACACAAAUUCAGCUUUAUUUAUAGUAUUUUUAUUGCUAGCGUUGUUGCUGGCGACUUCGUACCAAUAUGGACUAUUUACAAGUGCCAUUAGUUAUUUCCUAGGAGUGCGGUGUCUAGUCCCAAACAAUUAUUUCAUUUGGGAAGCCACAAGACCAGUGUCCAACUGCAACUUUUGUAAAGAUGUCCACAAGCCUCUUAUACUGAAGAACGUGACGCGGGAAGAAUUCGCGCCCUAUGCUUACAGUUCAAAACCCAUCGUCAUAAAACAGGCCUUUCUUCACUGGCCAGCAAUGAAAUACUUCGAUUUCAACUUCUUCAAAGAACUUUAUAACAGCAUAUCAGACUCGUAUAAGAGUGUAGACGAGGAGUGCCAAUUUCUUCACUUCAAGUCAAACUUUAUAUCAGUUCGUGACGUCUUUGAGAUGAGCGAAGCAAGGGUCCAGAAUAAACCAGGCGAAAAAUCUUGGUAUGUGGGGUGGGGAAACUGCCAUCCACAAAUAUUAGCAGAAAUGAGGAAGUACUACCCCAAACCUCACUUUCUACCAGAAGAUUGUGAAAUUCCUUCUAAAGAAUACGUUUUCAUGGGAUAUGAUGAUGGUGCCACAAUGCACCUUGAUUUUAUUAAUAGACUGAUGUGGCAAGCGCAGCUAAAGGGAUCAAAAACCUGGCAUCUGGUGCCACCACCCGAAUGUGAGGAUGUUUGCUCACAAUUCUCAUUUUUAGUUGAACCUGGAGAUGCAGUCUUGGUGGACACAAGGGUUUGGUAUCAUGGAACACAAAUCACUCCAGGACAGUUCAGCCUUUCAGUUCAGUCAGAAUAUGGGUAGUUCCCCUGCACUGGCAGCUAAAACGCAAAUUUUUGAAAAGUCUGAUCUGCAGUGCCAAUUUAGUCAGAAUCUUUAAAUGAAUUUACAAUUUUUCGCACUUAUUCAUUUUUUACUAGUCUUAUUUUAUGUAAUGUAUUUUUAUAGUUACCUGUCAUUCAUUGAUUUUAAUUCUAAUGCGUUCACAAGUGGGUUAUUUGGUAAGAAAUGGUGAAAUUAAUUAAAUUAAUGUAUUAAUUGGUGCGAAAUUUACAGUAGGUUCGAAUAAUUGUUUCAAAAUUGCCCCAAUGUGAUACCUGUUUUGUUCCGUGAUGGAAGUCCAAACAAAUAUUUCCUUUUUUUUCUAUUUUCGUAAAAAAUUGGACUUCUUUCAUGGAGCUAGUAAUAUUGUGCCAUUUAUUGUACAUCGGUAGUUUUAGCAAAAAUUAGUCAUACACCUGAAUACUCCGUAGCCAAAGUCCUUAUCUAUGUUUAUAGAUUGCAGUCAUAGUUAUCAUUACCAAAUGUUUUAGAUUUAAACGCACCUAUUUAUUUUGGUCACCUUAUUGUUAUGGAUGAAAUUUUAAUAAACGCUAAACCUUU
Messenger RNA from Tribolium castaneum (red flour beetle), 1689 nucleotides. RefSeq lists its product as uncharacterized. NCBI's taxonomy places the organism in Eukaryota, Metazoa, Arthropoda, Insecta, Coleoptera, Tenebrionidae. The transcript has 3 exons. The record is from RefSeq and is a predicted model, not a curated record. Gene Ontology annotation, molecular function: 2-oxoglutarate-dependent dioxygenase activity. Bases 151 to 1110 code for a protein of 319 amino acids.